Messenger RNA from Ruditapes philippinarum (Manila clam), 3596 nucleotides. RefSeq names its product golgin subfamily A member 6-like protein 22. NCBI's taxonomy places the organism in Eukaryota, Metazoa, Mollusca, Bivalvia, Venerida, Veneridae. The record is from RefSeq and is a predicted model, not a curated record. Bases 700 to 3240 code for a protein of 846 amino acids. The transcript is spliced from 18 exons.
AUAUAGAUGAUAACAGAUAAGCAAAGUAAAAGGAAACCUUGGAAAAGGCGUCACACACAUAAAAAAAAAACAAGGUCAGUAAAGCAUUGACUAGGCUCUUGAUAAAUCCGCCGAAAUUGAAGUGAGGAUUUGUAUUUUCAUCUGAUGAUAAGUGGAAUAUUAAUAAACAUUGAUUGAUGGAAGAUAGACUGGUAGACAGUAUAACAAAGACGACGGUAUCUUAACAACGGCAACAACUCUUCAAUGUGAGCCUAUGAUGUAAUGCGUAAAUCGGCCUGUCUUCAUAAUGUCCUUUAAAGCCAAAUAAAGUUAAGUGGUUGGUAUUUUUCAUGAUGUCUCAAUUAUUGGAGAGUGAUUUAAGACCACUGUUUUCUUUGAAGUGCUUUUAGAACAAAAUUGUUGAAGAUUAUAUAGAAAGUGUACUGUGAAUAAAGAAACAUUGAUAUUUAAUAAUAAAGGAGGCAAUAAAAAGCAGGUUGUAUUGAAAUAAAUUAUUAAAAAUGAGCCAAAGAAGAUUAUCUGAUUUGUGAUGCAUGCUAAAUUGAAUCCAUGAAUUACAAGUUUAACAGUUUAGGACAAUAUUCUUCUGAAGACGUCAGUCUUAACUUAAGUAUUGUAGGAUCAUAAUUUCGCGGUAAGAAAGAUAUUUUCCACAGAGUUAAUUUUGAUUUUAAAAAAAGAAAUAAAGAGAAAGCUUCAAUGGCACAAAUUAAGGAGAAAGAAAAUGAGCUUCCACAAAUUGGUGACUUUUCUUGGGGAAAUAAAUCAAAAAGGAAGAAGAGAAGACCUCUUGCUUCAACUUCAACUGUUAAUGGAUUAACAUCUGUAUCGGUCCCUCAGCGUGCAGAGAUCAAUGACCCAAUAUUCCAGUUGAAAGGUCAGAAGAUGACCACACAACGUGUUGUAGAUGAGCAGCUAGCUAACACAAUUGCUAUGAACAAUGAGAAGAGGGAGGCGAUCAGAAAACGAGCCCAAGAGUUGGCUGAACAGAAAAAACAGAGAAAAGCAUACUCUACGCCACUGUAUACAUCAUUAACUGAGAGAAAGCAGAAUCUGAAGCCCCACAUACAGAGCAGUAGACACCAUUCCUCAUUACCAGUCUCGCCAGUACAAAGAAAGGAGAAAAUUCCCUCACCUAAAGAAGUAUGGCAAGCGGCGGAUCAUUCAAUAACAGAGAAGAGACCAUCCCCAUCACCUGUACCAAUGAAGAGGGAAAUAUCUAUAAAACUUGUCUCUCCAACACCAGAAGAUGAAGUUAAAGAUGAGGAGGAUGAUAAAGACAAGUUGUCCGAGAAAAAGGUCACUUUUAUAGAUGAGGGGAAAAAAACUACGCCAAAAUCAAGUAAGAUAAAGAAAGAAGAUGAGGACGCUGAUAGUAUAAACAGUGCUGACAAGGAAGAAGAAAUGAGACUAGAGGAGCAACGUCUGAUAGAAUCUCUCGAAAAACAAAGACUAUUACAACAACAGGAGCAGCAAAAACUGCUUGAAGAGGAACAGAGGAAAGAGAAAGAGAGAAAAGAAAAAGAACGAAUAGCAGAAGAAGAGAGAUUAAAAAAAAUGAAGGAGUCGCAUAAUAUGCAUAAACAACCAUUGUCAACGCAGAAUCAGAAUCAUGAUAAUUAUUAUGAGAAUACGAUGAAUGCCGCAGCUAAAAGAAAAAAAGGUAAAGCCAAGACUCAAUCAAAGCCAAUUAAAGUAGAGAAAGCACCAAAGAAACCUGCUAAGAAAGUAGUGGAAGAGAAACCACAAGACAAUGUGGUAAAUAGUGUGAAAUAUGUAAAACCAAGCAAACCUCUAGAUGAAGACAAAGAAAAGAAAAUAAAUACAAAGACUACCGAUAAUAAAACAAAAGCAAGGGAAAACCUUGUUAAAAAGUUAAAACAUGAUGAUGUGAAAGAACAAAUGCAAAAAGUUAUACCAAAGCCUAAACCAGAGCCACCAAGUAAACCUAUCUUGGCUGGUAUUGGAGCCCAGCAGAAGCCUGUAAAAGCCAUGGCGCAGGGUGUGAAACCUGAGAUGAAAGUUUCAGAAGAAAAGUUACCUGUUAGCAAACCUGCAGAUAUUGAGCCAGUCACAGAGGAGGAAAUUAUUAAACCAAAGUCACCAGCAAAUGAGAGAGGAAAGAGCAUUGUAGAACAAAGGGAGAUUGUGAAGAAAGAGAAAAGAGAUGGUAGAAAAUGUGUGAAAAAAAGUGAAGAAACAACUAAACCUCUUCCAGAACUUGAAGUUGAUGCGAAAAAAGUUGACCCUUGGAUAUUUGAUCAAGACGAUUUCUCAGAGAAGAAAGAUCUAGGGAAAGAGGAUUUACAAGUAGAAAUAGAGCCACUGCCAGUAUUAUCUGGAGAUUUAAAUCCUGAAUUAAUAGAGAAAGAGAAAAAGGAACGUAAAGAAAACAAGAGAAAAUCUGUACUAGCUAGCUUAAUUGGUAGUGAAAAAACAAUUAAAAAGUGGAGAAAACCAGGACAUCUAGAUAGUUCAUAUGCUGAUGAAUUACGGAGACUAGAAUUAGCUGAAGAGAGGAGGAAAAGACAAAUGGAGAUGUUUGAACGAUUAAAAAACAGACGAGUGUCAAAUUUUAGUGAUGCCUUUGAUGAUGGGUCACCAAGAUUUGAAGACUGUAAGAUAAAAAGUAGACCUAUGUCUGGUGAGUGCAGGCUAGACUUUGAUGAUGGUUUUCUGGCAAAGUACUGUAUAUUUACUAAAGGCAAUAUUGAGAUGUACAGACAUGCAUUUGAUGCAGUGGAUGAGGGAUCAAGUGGCUGGUUGGAGGGUGAAGAUGUAAUGAUUGCCCUCCGAGGUGUCAAUAAUAAACUCACUGAGGCAGAGGAGGAGUAUCUAUAUAGGGUAUUGGAGUUGACAGGUUACAAACUUACACAUGGUGCUGAUUUUAAGAUAUUCUCAGUGCUUGCUGCAUUAUCACAGAGGAUAUCUGCUCUUGAUAAGUGGAUGAAGAAUUUGAUUGGCAAAAUGGAUUUUAAAGCUCUUGAAAUGAAAAUGUUCAAGUGUAAAACAUUAUGGGAGUGUAAUGUUGAUAAAGACACUAACAGUAUAUCUAUAGAUCAGUUGUGUGUGGAUCUAAGGGCGGGUGGGGUUAGUUAUGAACAUGAAACGGAAGUUCGUGAGAAGUUGGCUCACUUACAUGCCAUAGAUUUACUCGAUUUCUUGACUUAUAUUCCAUUGUUCAUCAUGAUACAUGAAUCUGUGGUAAGGAAUCCCCUAGAUGAUACAAGAAACAAGUGAUGAUGUCACAGGAACUUAUGAGAGGAUCAAACAUAUUAAUUAAGGUGCAAAUUAUGGUUUUCAUAUUGAUGAGCAUGCAAGCAUUGAAUAUGUUCAUCUUAUAGAAAAUGCCAUAAGUUGUGAACAACCAGUGUGUUGAUGUAUAGUUAUGAAUGCGGAAAAGAAUUAGUACUAGUAAAUAAAGACAGGAUAUCCAUGAAGGAAGCAGAAUGAAGAAAACAUUUUGUAGUAAUUAAUGAUAGAAUAAAACUUCUCAUAAAUUUGACACAGACAAAUAAAAGGCAAUAGAGUAAAGAAUGGAGAAAUACCAAGAAAUUGGAAAAGGCAAAAAAGUCUUGUGUUAUUUAAGUUAAUCU